Messenger RNA from Tigriopus californicus, 1211 nucleotides. RefSeq names its product tRNA (adenine(58)-N(1))-methyltransferase catalytic subunit TRMT61A-like (gene Trmt61). Gene Ontology annotation, cellular component: tRNA (m1A) methyltransferase complex; nucleus. The transcript has a single exon. The coding region runs from base 107 to 1192 and encodes 361 amino acids. The record is from RefSeq and is a predicted model, not a curated record. Gene Ontology annotation, biological process: tRNA methylation. Lineage: Eukaryota; Metazoa; Arthropoda; Copepoda; Harpacticoida; Harpacticidae.
CGUGCGUUUGUUUUGUUGUUGAUGUUGAUGCCGAGUAUGCGUCGUUGGUAGGUCCAAAAUCCAUUUCACCCAGGUGGAACUUGUCCGUGUCCGGGACCCAUUCAAGAUGAGCUUAGCCGAAUACGGAGAACGGAUCCGGGAAAAUGACCGGGUCAUCCUCUACAUCAGCUUCCGGCAGAUUUACCCGCUCUUCGUGACGCCAGAGAAAUGUACCAAGAGUGGUCAGAAGGUGGAACACGUGUUUCAGACCACUUACGGCGCUCUCCGCGUGUCUGAUCUCAUCGGACAACGAUUCGGGACCAAGGUCAAACUCACUCGCGGUUACGCCUACGUCCUCCAUCCCACCCCUGAGUUAUGGUCCAAGGCCCUGCCCCAUCGCACCCAGAUCUUGUACGCCACGGAUAUCGCCACCAUCUUGCUCCAAUUGGAGAUUCGACCCGGAUCCGUGGUCAUUGAGUCGGGCACGGGAUCCGGCUCUUUGUCGCAUUCCUUCAUCCGCUCCCUGUGGCCCUCGGGACAUCUGCACACCUUUGAUUAUCACGAAAGCCGCGUCAAAGCCGCUCAACAAGAGUUUCAAGAGCAUCAGGUCGGCCCGGCCGUCUCGGUGCGGCAUCGUGAUGUGUGCGCCGAAGGCUUUGAUUUAGUCGACGUGGCGGAUGCCGUCUUUCUCGACUUGCCGCACCCCUGGGAAGCCGUGCCUCACGCAGUCCAGGCCCUCAAACCCACGGGUGGGCGGUUGUGCUCCUUCUCACCGUGCAUGGAGCAGGUCCAGAAGACGUGUCAAGUGCUGCGAAAGUGCGGUUUCCAAGAAGUCACCACGCUCGAAUGUCUGUUGCGCGAGUUCCAGGUUCGGAAAAUCAGUAUGUUAGAGUUCGACCCGACCCGUGUGUCCAAAACCGAGGCAGAUUCGAGCGCCAACACCAAGGCUACUACUGAGGGCACUACCGAGGUCACUACCGAAGUCACUACCGGUGUCAAGCGCCCACUCGAGUCGGAUUCCGAGGACCUAGAAUCUAAACCUGUGACUACCACCAAUGGUUCGGCCAAGGCAACCAUCCCAGAGCGAUCGUUCGUGACCGGUGUGCCUUUGUUAAACAUGCCCGGACAUACAGGAUACUUGACGUUUGCCACGUGGCCAGCCCAAAUCAAAUUGGAGGAUGGGCCUUUUGUUACUGACAAUGAUGCCGUUUAAUACAUAUGAAUGAAUGGAA